Messenger RNA from Thrips palmi, 6092 nucleotides. RefSeq names its product thyroid adenoma-associated protein homolog (gene THADA). Lineage: Eukaryota; Metazoa; Arthropoda; Insecta; Thysanoptera; Thripidae. Gene Ontology annotation, biological process: tRNA methylation. The record is from RefSeq and is a predicted model, not a curated record. Gene Ontology annotation, cellular component: cytosol. The transcript has 27 exons. Bases 101 to 5545 code for a protein of 1814 amino acids.
AGCAGACGACGCCGGGACUCAUUUGUUUCCGUGUUGAACGUGGCGGCACAGGUUAAGUUGCCCUGUGUCUCAACAAACAAUAACAGAAAGAUUGUCGAAAAUGAAUGAUUCGUCCCAGUUGUUCGUGGUGGCCUCCCCGAUGAAGUCAAGUGGAAAGAAAAAUGAAUUUCAAGUUGUCAGGGUGUCUGAUGCAUUUUCUUCGCGUGUAGGUGAACCUGUCAGCGAAGCAUGGGGAAAGGUACUUCACUGCGUAACAACAGCUUCUUCUGUUGAAGAUCAAAUGGAUGCAAUAAAGCAGAUAUCUGUGUAUCUCACCAAAUCUGAUGACGAGAUAAUCGACUUCAAUUAUGUGAUACUUGCUGUGGACCUGUACUUAUCAGCACCCCUGAAGCAUCCAGUAAAACAUGCUCUCACCAAGAUGUUUAAUUUUGUGGAUGGUCAUGUCAAAGAAAUGAGUAUCCUUUACCUAAAAGAGGGCAUUAACAGCCGCAUUGAAACAGCAAUGUACAGUCAAGACCUUUCUGACAUAUUAAUUGCAUCAAGUGCAUUGUUAGGCCUCUAUGAAAACUUCCGCUUGGGUCCUGUCGUAAUAGACUCUAUGCUUUGCAACGUUUUGCAAUUUUUGAAUAAAGUCUUAGACCUAUGUUUCACAUAUUUAAGGUCCAAUAAUACCCCCAUGCUUAAGGUCGAAGUGAGCAAAGUUGCACACACGGUGUCAAGAAUAAUCAUAACUGCUAUCCAGAAACCAAAAUCUGAAAUUUUGGACAGUCUUGAAAAUAGAAAACCACUUCUAGAAAAUAUUUUAGAAGUUUCUAAACUGAUACUGAAUUGUUCUCAUGUGCCUUUGGACACUAGAACUAACUUUGGAUUUGUACUUGUUCUGAUUCUUGAUCUACUUCAUGGCCCAAAUGGAUGGAUGCAGUUACUUGAAGGAAAUGAAAGUUUUCCUUUGGAUGAUGAGAUGUCGAGUUUAUGCAUUUGCUCUGGCCUUCUCUCAGGGUUAAAGAACGAACAGUUUGAAAUCAUUCAUCUGACAAAGGCCAAACCAAUCAUCUCAUGUAUUCUGGACUCGGCACUGCAAAUAAAUGAACGGUGUGUGCAUGAGAGCAAUUUAGUGUUAGCCCUUUGGCGGGUUGUGCAGCAACUAACAAGAGUGCUCACGAUGCGUCAGUCACUUGUGAAGUCUUUAGAAUUACCUCAGCUGGAGGAUCUUUUGAAACAUUUAUGGGGCCUUCUUGACCACUAUAUGGACCCUGUGAGACAUUUAGCCAAAUCUAUAUUAGAAAACAUCAUGCAGCUACAGGAUGUUUUUCUAUCAGUUGGUAUUAAUUUGGGUGAUAGAAUGUCUGAGGCAGUUUUACUAAUUCCUGAGACAAAGCGUAGCCGCUAUGUAAUACUUUCAACAAUGACUGUGCAUUUUAGCACUGCUGAUAUCUUAAAUAGGAUACCAAAUGUUAUAAAGAAUUUACUGACAGCUAUGCAGUAUUCAUCUAUGUCAUCUCAUGUUUCUGGUGCAUUUGUGGGAAUGGCAACUGUGGAUUUUAAGAAUUUACCAUACUCUGAGUGGUGCAAUUUGUGGGUGAAGCCUCUUCUGCAAGUAAUGCAGGAAUGCAAUACAUCUGAGGCUCCUGCUCUUGAGGAAUCUCUCUCCAAAAUUAUGAAAUUGUGUCCAAAAAUCAUUAAUGAGGUACUUCCAAGUGCCAACAAAGGUGCAAAUGUUGAACUUUCUGAGAUGAAGCUCCUUCUGACUUGCAUGAAGAUUGGUCGGAAGCUUGGUGCAAUCUCAUCCAAGACCAAGACAGAUGAUAAUUUGUGGCUUGGAACUCUGCCUGUGGGGGUUCUCCAAUCCGCAUUAUGUCAUGAAAAUGAUGAGGUCCGUAUAUCAGCCUUAGGUCUGGUGGUGGAGACCCAUCGCAGUACAGAAAUUCUGUCUCAGACAGAUUUCAUGCUUCUGAGGAAGUUUUUGAAAUAUAACAUCAAUUGUGAAAUUCCAUCAUUCCGUCAACAAACUCUUGCAUUAGUGACCAAGCUUCUGAACAGGCUCAAAGAAAGUGCACAUACUCUUAUCCGACCUACGAAUCAGAAGAGAACUGAAGAGGGUGAUGGUAUGCAAAUUUGGGAGUCUUACAAAACAUUCCUGCUUUGGAUUCUGUCAUUCUGUUUUGACAGCCUCAAAAUUGGCUCAAAUUACAGCCGCAGGUUUUGUUCUUUAAAAGUUUUGUCUUUUAUUGAUGAUAUUUUGAAAGUGGAUCCAUUGUUCACAAAUAAAACAUGUCAGGACCAAAUGUGGACAGAAGAAAAUGCAUUUAUAUUGCUAGGAGUGAUCCUCACUGACUCCUUUGAAGAAAACAAGGCCAUGGCAACUAAAUUUCUUGUCUCCUACCCACUUAGCACUCUGGGGUUUGAUGACAACCAGAAGCUGUUCAGAUUCUUCCAAUGUGGCUGUACCUUAGCAUCAAGCACCCACCCUGCUGACUGCAUUUCUGCAGCCUAUGUGAUGGAGCUGUGUUGCUGUCUUUAUCUGAAAAAUAUCAAAAUAUAUUCCCAAUCAAAUUUUAAUUCAAACGGAAAAUUGCAUUCCCUGGAGCUUCUUGAUGCUGUAGCGUAUCUUCAAGAGCAGCUUAAGAAAGAAUCCGAUGUUGCUGAGCGCAACAUUCUCGAAGCCGCAAGUGGAGGACCAAUGUAUGGGUCUUUGUUUUGCAUUCGCCACCUAUUGCAGCUUGUACCAGAUUUUAGAAAAGUGAAGGACAAACAAUCUUGGCAAAACUUGAUAAAAGGUUUGAUUGAUCUCUGUUUUAAGUUGAACACGAUUGUUUCUCCAGUUGUGAAUAGCUCCUCUCCAGAGGGGCACCUGCCAAUGGACUUCAAUCAAGGUUCUACGUUACUAGGAACAAGUGCUAAUGAUUCAUCCGCACCUGUGAAGGCUACGGCUCAGAUGGUGUUACUUUGCUCAUGGCGGACUGUCAAAGAGGUGUCUCUUUUAUUGGGCAAACUGUCUGACUGUUGUCCAAUACUGCCGGACACUGAUGGUUUAUUGAACGAAGAUCAAAUUCUCGCUAUUGGGGUUCAUCUUACAACUCUUCUGGAAGAAACAAAACAUCGUGGUGCCUUUGAACAAGCUUAUGUUGGUUUUGGUCUUCUAGCAUCUCGACUUUGGAGAAAUUCUCGAAAGAGCUUGCAAGAACUUCCCCAAAAAUGGUUAAGUGAAUUGAUGGAAGCUAUUCAAAGUGAUGAUAUUUCUAUGAAUAAAUUGUGUGCUACAAGAAGAAGUGCUGGUGUUCCCUACCUUGUACAAGCAUUGGUUUCUGCAGAACUUCAAACUGGUUUAAGUCUUCAUACUCUUCAGUGGACCAUGUCUCAGCUUCUAGGGUGUGCUGCAGAUAAAGAAAGGCAUGUAGAAUGUCACACACAUGCUCUCAAUAUCUUGCGGGCGUUAUAUCGACAUGCUCCUCUUGCUGAACAUGUUGCUCCAUACAUUUCUGAAGGCGUGAUUGUGGCAAUAUCAGGCUUCAGGGGGGAGACAUGGGCUGUACGCAACUCUGCUACAUUGUUGUUCAGUAGUCUUAUGACUCGCAUAUUUGGUGUUAGAAGAAGUCGGGAAGAACUGAGCUCUAGAAACAAAAUGACUGGUCGUGUCUUUUUUCAUCGUUAUCCAGAAUUAUAUGAAUUCCUGUUAAAAGAAUUGGAGCAAGCAGUCAAAGCUUUAACCUCAGGAGAUGUUGCAGAAUUGGCAAUAUUGCAUCCGAUUCUUCUCUUGAUUGCAAGACUUUAUCCCUCAUCAUUAGAAGGAACAGAUACCAACAUGCAGUUAAAUACUUUUGUACCACUGGUCCGUCAAUGUGCAAAUAAUUCAGUUAUGAAAACCCGGGUUUUGGCUGCCAAAGCAAUAGUUCCACUAAUUACUGCCAAUGUAUAUGUGAAAUACCUCGAUGACUUGGUUGAUCAAAUGGCAUCUGGCAACUCUGAAAACCUAACACAUGGAUUGGCUUUACAGGCGGUUCACCUUCUUAGCAAUGCAUCAAUCUUAAAUGAAGAUCAUAAUUUGAUUCUGUUAGACCACUUGCAAACCUGGGUUGCAAAAUUACUGCUGCAUCUCAACAGGUGUUGCAGUAAUCCUGUUAGAGAAGUAGUGUUGCAGGUGUUUGAGCUGUUUUUAGAAAAUUGGUACUCUCAUGUGCCAUUACAAUCAUGGGCGGUCCUAAAAGACAAAAUUUUGAAUGAGAUUCUGGCACAGGAUUGUGAUAACUUAUCAAAGCAGUCACCACUAGGUCAAAGCAUUCUUCAGUUGAGGGCAACAAGAGUUUUGUUACGGUUGGUAGUCUUAGCUCAAGAUGAGGAUACUCUAAUGAUAGUUUCAAAACUGUUAAGACAUCUCAAUUAUGAGAUAGUUCAUGAGAUUUUAGUUGUAUUAGAGAAACUCAUGGGCAAGGGAGCUUACGGGCUCAUUGAGGAGACAGAGGAUGUAAUUCCUGAUGUGUCUGGAGGUGACAAACACUGGUUUAAUCGUUUGCCGGAAGAUGCUUUAUUAUCAUUUUAUAACAUAAUUUGUCAGAGUAACCAACUUGGUGCCAUACUAGCAUCACUUGUUACUGGCAGUAAAAGCAUCAACAAUGUGCAAGGCAGACUCGCAUUACGCGUUCUCGUGCACGUGUCUCCCGCUUCAUGGAGUGUUAGUGUAGACCUCAAGAAACUACUAUUGUGGUGCGACUCUCCUCAUGAAGGGACCUCAUGUGCUGCUUUAGCAUGCUUUUCAUCUCUUCUCCGAUUUCUUAUUGAUUCCAAGGAGGACAUACCACUGAUUUGUGAAGAUGGCUGCAGACUUCUAAUCUCUUACUGUGAUGUGGAUAGAGGUGUUAUUAGUCGAUUGAGUGCUGUGAAUUUCCUCUUACUUCAUAGGCAGGCCCUAAAUCGCAAAUAUUCAUUUCUGUCUGAUGAAACAGUAUGCGAGCUCUGGAUAAAUGCUCUUAGACUAAUUUGCGAUGACAACUCUGAAGUAAGGUCGAAAGCGGGCCUUCUUUGUCAAGGGGAGGUACCAGCAGUACCAUUGCGAUCCUUGGAAAUCAUGUUGGAUAACUUUUCAGAUGUAAUGGAUAGUUGUCAGCCCCUUUGUCUUGCCACUUUAAUAGCUAUUGCAUUGGGUCCUCUACCAGACUCCAGCAACUUUGAAGCAGAUGAGGAAAGGAUUUUUGAUAAAGCUGAAACCAACAUGUUCAUUGAACAUGAGAUUUUGACUGGCCUCGCUAGUCAACAUAUUUUACAGCAUGCGUUGAAGACCACAAGACUAUCACAUUUGGAGUGGAAGUGGAUAUGGAAUACCAUUGGUGGACAAGACAGUGAAAAUAUCUUUGAUGCUGAAAGCCUAUUUGAUGCUGUCAGAAAAAAUAAUGUUGUUGGGCUUAAUCUCACGGAGCCCGGCUUGCUUCCUCCUUCAGUGGUUGUGUGUUCCCUUCGCCGUUUAUUCAAAGUUGAGCAAGUUUUACUGAGGGAAACAAAGGUUGAUCCCAGACAUUGCCUACCAUUUAAGUAUUCUCAGAUGUGGGGUUAAACUGCAAUGUGUUGGAGUUGAAGGUUGAUGUAAAGGCACACAAUAAGAAACAUUUGGUUUAAAUUGUUGUUUUCUUAAAAUAUUUUAUUUUAUUAUUUAUACAUGUAGGCGCAUGUUACAGUCUUAAAGAGACCCAGUGUCUCAAACACUGCACUGAUGGAAGACAAACUUUGUGUACAAGUUUACCCUUUCCUUGGCAACCUUACAGGGAAAAACCUGAGGGGAAUGCGCAGGGGCACACAUUUGUAACCCCCUUGUCAUGCAAUCAUGUUUACUACAGUGUUUUAAAUAUGAACCCUACGGACUCUUAUACUAACAAUUUCAUUCAAAAAAUGUGCCAGCGGCAGCAGGUACAGCUUAUUGUUCUGGUUCAUUUUUUUAAUUUUUUUUUGUUUUAUAAAUUAUUUUGUAACAAUGAAUACUGUAGUGGUCAUUUCUCUUUAAGCAGAUUACCAUGUCUGCUGUAUCAUGUGAGCGUUUAUUGUCUCAAAUCUCCACAAAUCAAUAAGCUAUGAAUUCCAUGAAAUAAAAUGGAAAAGGAAAAAUA